Molecule: messenger RNA, 498 nt
Organism: Paraglomus brasilianum
Lineage: Eukaryota; Fungi; Glomeromycota; Glomeromycetes; Paraglomerales; Paraglomeraceae
Source: the annotation of a GenBank genome assembly
AUGGGGACGAUUAUCGUAACACUUCUUCAUCCCGUGGAGCACGAAGAUGACAUCCUCGUAAUACUUAACCUAAUAGCAUUCUCAAUAAAUACAAUAUUCUUGAUUGAACUCACCCUCAGAUUACUUGCGUUUAGAUGUACCCCUUUUUACAAGGGAGAGUACUGGUUUCUGUCACUAUUUGAUGCAAUAGUUGUGAUAUCUACAUUUACGCUCGACGUCAUUUUGACUGGAAAUUUGCGUGAAGUUGCUAGUCUUUUGGUUGUCUUCCGUUUCUGGAGGAUAGUGGAGGUCACUGAAGUUGCGGCUCUUGGGGUUGCGAGGUACGAUGAAGAGUAUGAUAGACAGAGAAAUCAGAAGGUGAAAGAGCUAGAGGGUCAGUUGAACAAAAUUCUCAAGGCCGUAGAGAAAAUUGCAAAUGAGGACGAUUGGGAUGACAGCAAAAGAGAGAGAAUAUUUGGAUACUCGACAAUCCCUUUCGUGCGAUCUUAUUACGAUUAG